GCCAUUUGGAAGGCGAAGCGCUCAGCUCUCCAGGAGGAUUUUGGUGAGAUGAGAUUAUCCAUGGACUCGUUUGCUUUGAGAUCUGCAUCGGAGUUACCUGCUCCGUUUCGUUCCAUGUUUAGUUUCAGGUACUUUAAUUCGUUACAGAGCGAAUGCUUUUCCGGGUGCUUUCUUUUCAAUAUAAGUAUGGUCGUAUCUGCACCAACUGGAAGUGGGAAAACGGUGCUCUUUGAGCUUUGCAUUCUUAGGCUCUUCUCAAGAUUUCUCUCUCAAGAGGGAAAGUUCAAUCAUGAGAAAGGAGUUCUUAAGACAAUCUACAUGGCUCCAUCAAAGGCCUUGGUGCAGGAAAAGCUUCGCAACUGGAACUUGAAGCUUUCUACAUUGGGAAUUACGUGUUUGGAGUUGACUGGUGACAAUGAAUCUUAUAAUACAAAGAACAUUCAUGAAGCUGAUAUCAUUUUAACAACUCCCGAGAAAUUUGAUGCCGUUACUCGCCAUGGAGUUAGAGAUGGCGGGUUAAGCUUCUUCAGUGAUAUUUCACUUGUAUUAAUUGAUGAAGUUCACCUGCUUAAUGAUCCACGUGGGGCUGCUUUAGAAGCAGUGGUUAGCAGAAUAAAGAUGCUUUCUCGGAGCAAGGAGAUGGCAUCUAGUCCUCUGGCUAAUGUCCGUUUUGUGGCAGUUUCAGCCACAAUUCCGAACAUAGAGGAUCUUGCGGAAUGGCUCCAGGUUCCAUCAGAAGGUAUUAAAAGAUUUGGAGAAGAGAUGAGGCCAGUGAAGCUUGUAACAAAAGUUUUUGGCUAUGCUCCGGCUAAGAAUGAUUUCCUAUUUGAAAAGCGUCUUCAAAACUUUGUUUUUGAUAUCCUCAUGCAACAUUCAAGAGGAAAAUCUGCACUUAUAUUCUGCUCGACACGUAAAGGAGCACAAGAAGCAGCACAACAACUCUCUCAGGUUGUAUCAAGCCUUGGACAUUCAAAUCCUUUCAUAAGAUCGAAAGAGCAACAGGAAAAACUAAAGGAGGCCUCUGUAUCUUGUGGUGACAAACAAAUGCAGUUUUGUAUUCUCAAUGGUGUUGGUUUCCACAAUGGAGGGCUUUGCCUCAAAGAUCGGAAUCUCAUUGAGGGUCUUUUUCUGAAGGGGGAUCUUCAAGUUCUUUGCACGACAAAUACUCUUGCACAUGGAGUUAACUUACCUGCGCACACAGUAGUGAUUAAAUCAACUCAAUAUUUCAAUAAGGAAAAGGGCCUCUACCUGGAAUAUGAUCGAUCUAUGGUAUUGCAGGAUUUGCAGAUGUGUGGAAGGGCUGGCCGUCCACCAUUUGAUGAUACUGGAGUUGUUAUAAUAAUGACCAGGCGAGCAACAGUCCAUUUGUAUGAAAAUCUCUUAAACGGUUGUGAAAUGGUUGAAUCUCAGUUACUGCCAUGUGUAAUGGAACAUCUUACGGCUGAGAUUGUUCAGCUGACAGUUGCGGACAUAAGUUUGGCCAUUGAGUGGCUAAAAUGUUCCUACUUAUAUGUUCGGAUUAAGAAGAAUCCUGAGAACUAUGGAAUAAAGAGAGAAAUUCCUCGUCAAGACCUAGAGAAGUACAUGAAAGAAAUAUGUGUUCAGAAUAUUAAUGAACUAGCAGAAUACGGGAUGAUUUGGACAGAUGAAGAUGGUUUCCUUGUUAAGCCAUUAGAACCUGGAAGGUUAAUGACAAAAUUUUAUCUGAAAUUUGCUACAAUGAAAAGUAUCAUGGAAGCUCCUGGAAGUUGCAGUUUAGAAGAUGCCCUGCGUAUUAUUUGUGCUUCCGAAGAAAUUUCUUGGAUUCAGUUGCGGCGCAAUGAGAAGAAGAUUUUGAAUGAUAUUAACUUUGAUAAAGAAGAUCGAAUGCGCUUUCAUGUCUAUGGAGAGAAAGGGAAAAAAAAGAAACGCAUCCAGACAAGAGAGGAAAAGAUAUUUGUGCUGACUAAUGACUGCUUGACUGGUGAUCCUUCAGUCCGUGAUUUAUCCCUCAGCCAGGACAUGAACUCAAUUUGCACCAAUGGCUGCAGGAUUGCCAAAUGCAUGAAAGAAUGUUUUAUCUUUAGGAGGAGUUACAAGGGAGCAUUGAAUUCUUCACUUCUUUCCAAAUGUUUGCACCAGAGGCUUUGGGAAGAUAGUCCCUACUUGCUGAAACAACUUCCUGGCAUUGGGAUGGUCACGGCAAAGGCGCUUCAUUCUGCAGGAAUUAAUUCAUUUGACACAAUGUUUGAAGCUGAUCCAAGAAGAAUUGAACUAAUAACAGGCCGCAAGUAUCCAUUUGGUAACCAUAUAAAAGAAUCCCUGUUAUCACUUCCUCCUAAAAUUGAGCUGCAUAUUGAGGAGACUGAGUACAAAAGACAAUGUAAAUCAAGGUUGCUAAUCAAGCUGACCCGUUUAUCUAGACCCAUUACAUCAAGCAAGCAUCAUUAUGCUGAUCUGUUUGUAGGCUCAGAAGAGGACAAUGCUAUCCUAUUUCAUGAGAAAAUAAGAGCUGAAGAGUUUUCCAGUCCUUAUGUUGCCAACGUCCUUGUCCCAUGCCCCCAAUAUGGACGAGUCACGGUGAAAGCUGAUCUUAUUUUUGAAAAUUAUGUUGGUCUGGAUGUGCAUGCAAAGCUUGUCAUUUCCCUGGAAGUAAGCUCAAAUAUCACCCAAGCUCGCAGAAAUGAAAAUCGGCCAUCUAAUUACACCAUUCCUAAGGAAACCAACAUAAAAAAUGAUAACAACGUAAGAAACCUAUUAGAUAAAAGUGAAGAAAAUAAGGAUUUAGAAGACUCUGAGCGGGCGCCAACUUCAUUGCCCAGCUUUGAUCUCUUACAGGAUGAAAUGAAUGAAGUUUUAGCCAUUCUUGAACCUGGAGAAAUGGACGGCAAACCCAAGAAGGAUGAAACAAUAUUCGAUCACAUCCGUAGAAAGUCCAAAUCCUUCCCUGAUCUCAUCACGCUGAAGACCAUGGAUCUCUCACACAAACCCUCAAUUCUAACAGGAGUAAACAACUCUGUGGACCAAUCUGAGCUUGAUUCCAGCAAAACUCAAGAAGAUUGUGUGAUUCUGAUUGAUUCAGAGCCACUUGAAACCAUCAACACAUCCAUGGACCAAUGUGAUUUUCAUACUGCUAAAGCUCAAGCAGAUGUUGUGAUUCUAAUUGACAAUGAUCCUGUUAAUAACUUAACCGAGUCUAAUGAUGCUGCAAAAUAUACCCAAAACUCUGAUGUCCAUAUAUUGGACAGAAACGAAAGAUUCAUCAACAGUUCCAGCAUUAUUAUUGAUCAACCGGACAAAAAACAAUCUUUCAAUCUGAUUGAGAAUUCCACUGAUUCUGAAAUCUCCUCUGACGUCUCAUACCAUCCAAACAAUCAGCUGAAUGAAAGAAAACGUUUCCAUAACUGGAUCAAUGAUGUCAUAGUAAAGGACUGCAAAAAGCACAAGUCUGGGCCCUCAAGCGACUCUUGUAGUACUAGAAGCUGUGAUGUCCCUUCUUCCAGAAUUAAACCGGAAGGAAGUGAGCUUUGUGACGUCUUUGUGCCAAGCUCUUCUUUGGGAACGCCUAGUGGUUCCAUGGGAGUUUCCUUCCUGGGUUUUAAGAGUGUAUUCUCCUUUCUUUGAUCAAAAGGGUUAAAAAUAAAGACGCACAUAUCCUUCUUGGCUCGAUUAAUAAAUCAGCAAGCAUUUCAGUUCGUCUAUGAAGAGCUCCAAGAAUAUAAACAGUUACACAUGCCGUAUAUGAGUUGGGAUAUCAGGUAGUAGAUUAGACAAGCAGUUGCUUGCAAAUGGUUAUACAACGCAUUAUCAUUCAGCUGUUGAUUAUUGCAAUUUCUGCAUGAUCAAUUCCUAUUGAAGUUUUUACAGGAAGUUGUGGAACAAUUUUUUUUGGGAAAUUUACAUAAAUACCGGAUAAAUCCUUUCUAUUUAAAUA
This is a messenger RNA of Phalaenopsis equestris, 3913 nucleotides long. Its product is annotated as ATP-dependent DNA helicase MER3 homolog. The record is from RefSeq and is a predicted model, not a curated record. Gene Ontology annotation, molecular function: ATP binding; nucleic acid binding. The coding region runs from base 49 to 3603 and encodes 1184 amino acids. The transcript has 28 exons. NCBI's taxonomy places the organism in Eukaryota, Viridiplantae, Streptophyta, Magnoliopsida, Asparagales, Orchidaceae.